CGAUGAAGCGGGAUUUGUUGCUCUUUGUUUUGGGGUGGAUCAAACUCCCGUGGCUCGUGGAUUGUGUCGUUGUUCAUGUGAGUGAGAAUGCGGGAAAGGGCACCGCGAUCGCCGGUCUGGAGCGAAGCGCCGCUUGCGCGCUGGAGCAGCUCAUCAUGCCGCGCUUCGCCCGGAGUCUCCUGCGCCCGGAUGCGGGUGUUCUGACUCUUUCUGACGCUUUGAACUGCGACUCGGUUCUUCUGAACCCGUUCAGCGUGUACGCGGUCGCGGAGUGUUUGGAUAACGCGUCCGGUUUUAGACACCUCGUAACGAGUCGGUAUGAUGUGCACGUACACGGGAAGAACUGCGCGAGGGAACGCAAACGGGAAUCAAAUAACCUGGACGUGGAGAUUAUAAGUUUAACAGACGCGACUUCAAAGUGCCACGAGGCGAACACUGCUGUUUUCCGGGUGUUUGGUGUGUUACCGGGCAACUGUCACGUAACCGGGACUUCAGCGCUUUAUAUCUCCAAAGGGAUGCUGUUCACUUCCGCUCCGCUGUGUUUCACUCGCGACUCGUUGCUGGAGUUUACGCUGCGCUGCGAAAGAGGCGCACGUAGUGGUUUCGCGCAUGCGCAUUGGCGCGUGGGCCGCGGCCCUUUCACGCAAGCGCACCUGAGGAAGGUGCUGCAGCGGGCCGCGGAUUCGAACUCGGGUCUGCUGAGCAGAAGGAAGAGGAAUGUCAACAAUAACCCUCAGUUUCAACCUCCCAUGUAUCAGGUGUCCGUUCCAGAGAAUCAACCAGCUGGGACUUUUGUUGUUGUUUUAAAAGCAUUUGACCCGGAUGAGGGUGAAGCUGGAAGGCUGGAAUAUGUCUUAGAGGCAUUGUUUGAUAGUCGCUCCAACAAUCUCUUCACUGUCGACUCGUCAAGCGGAGUCGUUUCCACCGUGGAGAUACUAGAUAGAGAAACUAAGGACAUGCAUGUUUUUAGGGUCACGGCGGUUGAUCAUGGAACGCCACGACGUACGGCAAUGGCCACUCUUACUGUAACGGUUAGCGAUACGAACGAUCACGACCCUGUAUUUGAGCAGCAGGAUUAUAAAGAAAGCGUACGUGAGAAUCUGGAGAUUGGUUACGAGGUUCUAACUGUGCGCGCCACGGAUGGCGACGCUCCCGUUAACGGAAACAUCCUUUAUCAUUUGCUGAACAACAACAAUGAGACUAACGAUGUUUUUGAGAUCGAUUCCCGGUCUGGCGUUAUUCGCACGCGAGGACUGGUUGACCGCGAAACGGUCGAAUCCUAUGUGCUUCUAGUCGAAGCCAAUGACCAAGGACGGGAUCCCAGCCCCCGAAGUGCGACGGCGACCGUCCACAUCGUCGUGGAGGAUGAUAACGACAACGCGCCGCAGUUCAGCGAGAAACGCUACGUCGUUAAGGUUCCCGAAGACUUGACGCCCAACACCGAAAUCCUGCAGGUGACGGCGACAGACCAGGACCGCGGGAACAAUGCCGUUGUCCAUUUUAGCAUAAUGAGCGGCAACACAAGGGGCCAGUUUUACAUCGACGCCCAAACGGGAAAAUUAGAUUUGGUGAGUCAGCUGGAUUACGAGAUGAAUAAAGACCAGAGCGGCGGAGGCCUGAUUACGCUCGCGCUACCGUUGGACUAUAAACUGGAAAGACAGUACGUCCUCACCGUAACGGCGUCUGACGGCACGCGCUUCGACACCGCUAAGGUUUACGUUAACGUAACGGACGCUAACACGCACAGGCCGGUUUUCCAGAGUUCGCAUUACACGGUCAACAUCAACGAAGACCGGCCUGUCAGGACGAUCGUAGUGAUGAUUAGCGCGACGGACGAGGACACGGGCGAGAACGCUCGAAUCACGUACUUCAUGGACGACAGCAUCCCGCAGUUUAACAUCGAUCCGGAUAGCGGUGCGGUAACCACGCAGAUGGAGCUGGACUACGAAGAUCAAGUUUCCUACACGCUCGCCAUCACGGCUCGAGACAACGGCAUCCCGCAGAAAUCCGACACCACUUACUUGGAGAUCCUGGUGAACGAUGUGAACGACAACUCGCCCGUGUUCCUUCGCGACCGCUAUUUGGGAUCAGUCAUGGAGGACAUUCCCACGUUCACCAGCGUCCUGCAGGUGUCCGCGACCGACCGAGACUCGGGCCUUAACGGACGUGUCUUCUACACGUUCCAGGGCGGAGAAGAUGGAGAUGGAGACUUCAUCAUCGAGUCCACGUCGGGGAUCGUACGAACCCUGCGACGCCUUGACCGAGAAAACACGCCCAUUUAUAACCUCCAAGCCUUCGCGGUGGAUAAAGGUGUUCCGCCGCUCAAGACGCCGGUUGAUAUCCAGGUGACCGUUUUAGACGUAAAUGACAACCCGCCUGUGUUCGAGAAAGAUGAGUUUGAUAUCUUUGUAGAGGAGAACAGUCCCAUCGGACUCGUGGUGGCCCACAUAUCUGCGUCAGACCCAGACGAAGGCAGCAACGCUCAAAUCAUGUACCAGAUCGUCGAAGGCAACAUCCCUGAGGUCUUCCAACUGGACAUCUUCUCCGGCGAGCUCACCGCUCUGACCGACCUCGACUACGAGACGCGUUCGGAGUAUAUCAUCGUAGUUCAAGCCACGUCUGCGCCGCUGGUCAGCAGAGCCACGGUCCACAUCAAACUCAUCGACAAGAACGACAACGUCCCCGUCCUCAAGAACUUCCAGAUUAUAUUUAACAACUACGUAACCGAUAAGACCAACAGCUUCCCGUCGGGUGUGAUCGGCCGGAUCCCGGCUCACGACCCGGACAUCUCCGAUCAGCUCCACUACAGCUUCCAGGCUGGAAACGAGCUGAAUUUGGUGCUUCUGAACCAGAGCACCGGAGAGAUCCGACUCAGCCGAGCCCUGGACAACAACAGACCGCUGGAGGCGUCCAUGAAGAUCUCCGUCUCGGAUGGCGUUCACUCGGUGUCGGCUCAGUGUCUGCUGCAGGUCACCAUCAUCACGGACGAGAUGCUCUCCAACAGCAUCACGCUGCGAUUGGCCGACACGUCGCAGGAGCGCUUCCUCUCGCUCCUAUUGGCUCAGUUCCUGGAGGGCGUGGCCCGCGUUCUCUCGGCGUCCCGUGAAGACGUGGUGGUCUUCAACAUCCAGGACGACACAGACGUCAGCGCCGGCAUCCUGAACGUCAGCCUGUCGGUGGCGGCCCCGGGUCACGGGGUCAGCGGCGGAGGUCGCGUGGAGUUCUUGGGGUCGGAGGAGCUGCAGGAGCGUCUGUAUCUGAACCGCAGCCUGCUGGCGCAGAUCUCCUCGCAGGAGGUGCUCCCGUUCGACGACAACAUCUGCCUGCGCGAGCCGUGCGAGAACUACAUGAAGUGCGUAUCCGUGCUGAAGUUCGACAGCCUGGCGCCGUUCGUGGCGUCCGACACCAUCCUGUUCCGGCCGAUCCACCCGAUCGCCGGGCUGCGCUGCCGCUGUCCGCUCGGCUUCACGGGCGACUACUGCGAGACGGAAAUCGACCUGUGCUACUCCAAACCCUGCGGCGCUCACGGCGUCUGCCGCAGCCACGAGGGAGGCUUCACCUGCCAGUGUCUCCACGACUACACAGGUGAGCGAUGCGAGAUCUCGUCGAGCUCGGGCCGCUGUGCCGAGGGCGUGUGUAAGAACGGCGGGACGUGUCUCAAUCUGCUGGUGGGCGGCUUCAGGUGCGAGUGUCCUCCCGGAGGCUUCGAGAAGCCCUUCUGCCACAUGAGCUCCAGGAACUUCCCUCCGCAGACCUUCAUCACCUUCAAGGGUCUCCGGCAGCGCUUCCACUUCACGCUCUCGCUGUCGUUUGCGACUCGAGAACCUGACGGUCUGUUGCUGUAUAACGGACGCUUCAACCAGAAACACGACUUCAUCGCUCUGGAGAUCGUUAAUGAACAGAUCCAGCUCACGUUCUCCGCAGGAGAGACGCAGACGACGGUGUCGCCCUUCAUCGCGGGCGGAGUGAGUGACGGGCGCUGGCACACGGCACACGUGCACUACUACAACAAGCCCGUCCUGAACCGCGCAGGUCUCCCUCAGGGCCCAUCCGAUCAGAAGUACGUCGUGGUGACGGUGGAUGAUUGCGACACUUCAGUGGCGCUGCGCUUCGGUCACGUGAUCGGAAACUACUCGUGCUCCGCCCAGGGCAGCCAAUCAGGAUCCAAGAAGUCUCUGGAUCUGACGGGGCCGCUGCUGCUGGGCGGCAUUCCCAAACUCCCCGAGGACUUUCCCGUCCGGAGCCGGCAGUUCAUUGGCUGCAUGAAGGACCUGCGCAUCGACCAGCGGCACAUCGACAUGGCCGGAUUCAUCGCUAAUAACGGAACCCUAGCCGGAUGCUCUGCGAAGCGUCAUUUCUGCAGCACUAACCCGUGUCUGAACGGCGGCAGCUGCGUCGAUCUGUGGGGUUCGUUCCGAUGCGACUGUCCGCUGGGAUUCGGAGGACGGAACUGCGAGAAAGUGAUGCCCAACCCGCUGCGUUUCCAUGGUAACGGCCUGUUGUCGUGGCGGGAUCUGGCCGCCAUGGUAACGGUUCCGUGGCACCUGGAGUUCAUGUUCCGCACGCGACACCCGACGGCGACGCUGAUUCAGAUCAGUUCAGCGCAACAGCACAACCUCACCAUACAGCUGAGGGAGGGUUACGUGUUGACGUCGGUCCAGCGCGGCGAGGACUCCACCGUGUCUCGUGUUGAUGAUGUCACAGUGAGCGACGGCCAAUGGCAUCAUCUGUUGCUGGAGCUGCGGGGCCCCGCGGCGGGCGGCGUAACGGCGGCGCUGAGCCUCGACCACGGCCUGUACACGUCGUCUAUGGAUCUGGACUCUAAGCUGAAGAGUGUUAAACUGAAGACUGUGAGUGUCGGUCGUCACAUUGGUUGUCUGCAGGGUUUGCGUCUGGGUGACUCCGCCUCGGCUCUCGUGUUUCCCAGCAUGCACCAGGCUGAUGUGGUGAAUGUGGAGUCGGGCUGCAGUCUGCCGAACCCCUGCGGGUCGAACCCGUGUCCGGCUCACAGCGACUGCAGCGAUGACUGGGACACACAUUCCUGCAGAUGCCACAGCGGUUACUACGGCAACAACUGCAGCGACGCCUGCGCUCUGAACCCCUGCGAGCACCAAUCAGCAUGCAGCAGGAAGUCAAGCUCCGCCCAUGGAUACACGUGUAACUGUCCCAGCAGCUACUUCGGCCAGUACUGCGAGAAAAAGAUGGAUCUGCCGUGUCCCCGCGGAUGGUGGGGCGAUAAGUCAUGUGGUCCGUGUAACUGUGACACGGCUAAAGGAUUCGACACCGACUGUAACAAGACCAACGGCGCGUGUCGCUGCAAGGACAAUCACUUCCGGCCUGCGGCGAGCGCGGCGUGUCUGCUGUGCGACUGCUACGCCGUGGGCUCGUUCUCGCGCUCCUGCGACCGGGACAGCGGUCAGUGUCCGUGUAAGCCGGGUGUCAUCGGGCGGCAGUGUGACCGCUGUGAUAACCCCUUCGCUGAGGUCUCUUCCAGCGGCUGUGAAGUGGUCUACGACAGCUGUCCGCAGGCCAUCGAAGCAGGAAUCUGGUGGCCGCGGACCAAGUUCGGUUUACCAGCGGCCGUCUCGUGUCCGAAAGGAUCCAUGGGAACUGCGAUCCGUCACUGCGACGAGCACAAGGGCUGGCUGUCUCCGAACCUCUUCAAUUGCACGUCUGUGAGCUUCAGUAAACUCAAGACACUGUCGGAGCGUUUGGCGCGUAACGCGUCUCUGAUGGAUUCCGGUAACGUCCAGCAGAUGGCGGCGCUGCUGAGUAACGCAACGAAGAACGCGAGACAGUUCUACGGCAGCGACGUGAAGAUCGCGUAUCACCUGACGCGCGCCAUACUGCAGCACGAAAGCAGCCAGCAGGGCUUCAACCUCACCGCCACGCAAGACGUCUUGUUUAACGAGCACCUGAUGCACGUGGGCAGCGCUAUACUGUCGGCGGAAACACGCGGACACUGGGAGCUCAUCCAGCAGACGGAGGGAGGCACGGCUACACUGCUGCGACAGUUCGAGGAGUAUACGAACACGCUCGCGCAAAACAUGAGGAAGACCUACCUGAGCCCCUUCACCAUCGUCACGCCCAACGUCGUCAUCUCCAUCGAUCGUUUGGAGAAGAUGAAUUUCGCCGGCGCUAAACUGCCACGUUACGAGUCUUUGCGUGGGCCACGCCCACUCGACCUGGAGACGGCCGUCACUCUUCCCGACUCGGUCUUCAUCCCCGCCCCCGAGGGCAAAGGUCAGCGGCACAACAGCGAGCAAAUCGCAGAGUCCGGCCGAAACCACACAGCGAAUCGGAAGAAACGUCACCCGGACGAGUGCGAGCAGGACGCCAUCGCCAGCAUCAUCAUCUUCCACAGCCUAGCGGCGCUGCUGCCGGAGCGAUACGACACCGACAAGAGGAGCCUCAGGGUUCCCAAGCGUCCGGUCAUCAACACUCCUGUGGUCAGUAUAACGGUUCAUGAUAACGAGGAGCUGCUGCAGCACACGCUGGAUAAACCCAUCACGGUGCAGUUCCGUCUGGUGGCCACUGAGGAGCGCUCUAAACCCAUCUGUGUGUUCUGGAACCACUCCAUAGUCACUGGCGGUCCGGGCGGCUGGUCUUCUAAGGGUUGUGAGGUGGUCUUCAGGAACAGCACACACAUCAGCUGCCAGUGUUACCACAUGACCAGCUUCGCCGUGCUCAUGGACAUCUCACGUCGAGAGAAUGGAGAGAUCCUGCCGGUGAAGCUGAUCACAUGGAGUUCAGUGGGCGUGACGCUGGGCUUCCUCUUCCUCACCAUCGUCUUCCUCACCUGCCUGCGGGAGGCGAGCAGCAACAAGACCAGCAUCGUCAACAACGGCGCGGCCGCGCUCUUCAUCGCGCACCUCGUCUUCAUCCUGGGCAUCAAUCAAGCCGAUAACCCGCUUGGCAUGAGCACUCAUGAAGUGUUGUUUUGUUUCAGCGGAGACGAUCUGAACAGCAGUCACCUGAGUCUGAGUGAACACAACACACUCUUCAAAGACAAAGAGCAGAUAGACGAUCACGACUCAGACUCUGACAGCGAUCUCUCGGAGCUGGAGGACGAUCAGAGCGGCUCGUAUGCGUCCACACACUCAUCCGACAGCGAGGAAGACGAGGGCGAGUUCCCGCAGGAGGAAUGCUGGGAGAAUCUGGCCACCAGCGGCCCCAUCAAACCUCACGAUGUGUGGGAGGGUGAGACGGGAGCAGCAGACGAGCGUCUGAAGGUGGAGACGCUGUCCAAACCCGAGGACAGAGCAGAGGAUCAUGGGACGGAAAACCUGCUGCUGCUGCUGGCCAGUUUACCAAACACCAGCGCACCGCCACACAAAGGAAUCCUGAAGAAGAAGCAGCUGUCGCCCAUCGCCGAGAGGAACGCCAUCAAUCACAUACACAACCAGCUGUCUGGAGACUCCGCCUCCUCACGGGGCCCCUCCUCCAGCGAGGGCCGAGGGGGCGGGGCUAGACGGGAUUAUCAGAAUGGGGCGUCCACGAGCGGAAUGACGAAAAUGCUCGACAACGACUCGUCUGAAUCUGAGUGA
Messenger RNA from Sinocyclocheilus rhinocerous, 7547 nucleotides. Its product is annotated as cadherin EGF LAG seven-pass G-type receptor 2-like. Gene Ontology annotation, molecular function: calcium ion binding; G protein-coupled receptor activity. Lineage: Eukaryota; Metazoa; Chordata; Actinopteri; Cypriniformes; Cyprinidae. Gene Ontology annotation, biological process: homophilic cell-cell adhesion. The record is from RefSeq and is a predicted model, not a curated record. Gene Ontology annotation, cellular component: plasma membrane.